Anguilla anguilla (European eel) is the source of this 1369-nucleotide messenger RNA. RefSeq names its product general transcription factor IIH, polypeptide 3 (gene gtf2h3). Gene Ontology annotation, cellular component: transcription factor TFIIH holo complex; transcription factor TFIIH core complex. Lineage: Eukaryota; Metazoa; Chordata; Actinopteri; Anguilliformes; Anguillidae. The coding region runs from base 108 to 1013 and encodes 301 amino acids. The record is from RefSeq and is a predicted model, not a curated record. Gene Ontology annotation, biological process: nucleotide-excision repair; regulation of DNA-templated transcription. The transcript is spliced from 13 exons.
UAAUGUACCUUUCGUCUUCCCAGAUUGAUUUCGCAAUCCAGUCGCGAGAUACUGACGUAAUCAUUUCGCGACUCCAUUGUCAGAUGGGAAAGCAGUGACGAGCUGAGAUGGCAUCAGAUGAUGAAAUAAGUUUUCUGGUUAUUGUGGUGGACGUUAACCCCAUAUGGUGGGGUCAGCAAGCACAACGGGAAUCCGAGUUCACCUUGUCCAAGUGUGUGGACGCAGUCAUGGUGAUGGGGAAUUCACAUUUGGUCAUUAACAGGGCCAACAAGUUAGCCAUUAUCGCCAGCCACUGCCAGGAGAGUCAUUUCCUGUACCCCAGUAAACAUUGGAAGUCUGGGGACGCCACUGGAGACGACUCAGCACCAGCCAGCGGGGACGGCAAAUACGAGCUCCUGUCAGUGGCCAAUGACCUGAUCGCCGAGGAAAUCAAGAGCCUCAUGGCAAGAACCGAUGUGAGGGGCCUCCAGACGGACACCCUGCUGGCGGGAACUCUGGCCAAGGCGCUCUGCUAUAUUCACAGAGUCACAAAGGAGCUGGAAGCUGGACAAGAAAUAAAAUCAAGGAUUUUGGUCAUUAAGGCUGCAGAGGACUGUGCUCUACAGUACAUGAACUUCAUGAACGUGAUCUUCGCGGCUCAAAAGCAGAAUAUCCUGAUCGACGCAUGUGUGUUGGAUGUUGACUCUGGUCUUCUCCAGCAGGCCUGUGACAUCACAGGGGGGUUGUACCUGAGGAUACCACAGAAGCUUGCUCUGGCACAGUACUUGCUAUGGGUGUUCCUGCCAGAUUCCGACCAGCGCUCCAAGCUGAUCCUUCCUCCUCCAGUUCACGUGGACUACCGAGCAGCUUGUUUCUGCCACCGGAAUCUCAUCGAGAUCGGCUACGUCUGCUCAGUGUGCCUGUCCAUAUUCUGUAACUUCAGCCCUAUCUGCACAACAUGCGAAACUGCCUUCAAACUGCCAUUGCCUCAGAUGCUGAAGUCAAAAAAGAAGAAACUGAAACCAUCAACAUAACGAAGGCAUUUCAAAUUUCAACGUCAAAUUCAAAUAACAAUGUAAAAACGGCAUUUGUAAUUAUGUUCUUACAGAGGUUUUGGUUUCUUUUUUACAAUUCUACCAUUGAAUAUUCUUAAAUGUGCCAGAUCUCUGAAUAAAUGGAAGACGUGUUAUCUGAUAGAAUUGUGUCAUCCAGUGUACAAGAAAAUCUGCUAUUAUUAAUUUAUUUUGAAUAUCUACAGUGUAUUUUUACAUGAAACAUGCCAUCUAAAGCUAUAGCAUUAACUAUUUUGAUAUACUUUUUUAAACCAGUCUGUGUUUUGUAAUUACAUUUGUGUAUCAUUAAUAAAGUUCAAAUGCAUAUAAUAAAAAGA